Choloepus didactylus (southern two-toed sloth) is the source of this 4035-nucleotide messenger RNA. RefSeq names its product solute carrier family 9 member A3 (gene SLC9A3). Gene Ontology annotation, molecular function: sodium:proton antiporter activity. Gene Ontology annotation, biological process: proton transmembrane transport; regulation of pH; sodium ion transport. Bases 142 to 2787 code for a protein of 881 amino acids. The record is from RefSeq and is a predicted model, not a curated record. Lineage: Eukaryota; Metazoa; Chordata; Mammalia; Pilosa; Megalonychidae. Gene Ontology annotation, cellular component: apical plasma membrane; brush border membrane. The transcript has 16 exons.
GCUCCGGAGCGCGCCCGGCUCCGCGACGCCCGUCCUGCCCGGCCCGGCGCGUCGUCCGGCCUUACAGCCGCGCGUCACCCCUAGCGCAGCAGGGACUCGUGGCGACAUGUGCGCGCGGCAGAGGCGCUGAGCGGCCGCGGGAUGUCGGGGCGGGGGGUCGCGGCCCCGGGCUGGGGGCUGCUGUGGGCACUGGCGCUGGCGCUGGACGGGCUGCCGCGGGCGCAGGGCACCGAGGAGGCGCCGAGCAGCGCGCACGGCGCGAGCCAGGGCUUCCAGGUGAUCACCUUCAAGUGGCACCACGUCCAGGAUCCGUACAUCAUCGCGCUCUGGAUCCUUGUCGCCAGCCUGGCCAAGAUCGUCUUCCACCUGUCGCACAGGGUCACCAGCAUCGUCCCCGAGAGCGCGCUGCUCAUCGUGCUGGGCCUGGUGCUGGGCGGCAUCGUCUGGGCCGCUGACCACAUCGCGUCCUUCACGCUCACACCGACCGUCUUCUUCUUCUACCUGCUGCCGCCCAUCGUGCUGGACGCCGGCUACUUCAUGCCCAACCGCCUCUUCUUUGGCAACCUGGGCACCAUCCUGCUGUACGCCGUCAUCGGCACCGUGUGGAACGCGGCCACCACGGGCCUGUCCCUCUACGGCGUCUUCCUCAGCGGGCUGAUGGGCGAGCUGCAGAGCGGGCUGCUGGACUUCCUGCUGUUUGGCAGUCUGAUUGCGGCCGUGGACCCCGUGGCUGUCCUGGCCGUGUUUGAGGAAGUCCACGUCAACGAGGUCCUGUUCAUCAUCGUUUUUGGGGAGUCGCUGCUGAACGAUGCGGUCACUGUGGUCCUGUACAACGUGUUUGAAUCUUUCGUGACGCUGGGCAGUGACAAUGUGACUGGUGUGGACUGCGUGAAGGGCGUAGUGUCCUUCUUCGUGGUCAGCCUGGGCGGCACGCUCGUGGGGAUCCUCUUCGCCUUCCUGCUCUCCCUGGUGACGCGCUUCACCAAGCACGUGCGGAUCAUCGAGCCGGGCUUCGUGUUCGUCAUCUCCUACCUGUCCUACCUCACGUCAGAGAUGCUGUCCCUGUCGGCCAUCCUGGCGAUCACCUUCUGCGGCAUCUGCUGCCAGAAGUACGUGAAGGCCAACAUCUCGGAGCAGUCGGCCACCACCGUGCGCUACACCAUGAAGAUGCUGGCCAGCGGGGCGGAGACCAUCAUCUUCAUGUUCCUCGGCAUCUCGGCCGUGGACCCUCUCGUCUGGAGGUGGAACACGGCCUUCGUGCUUCUGACGCUGGUCUUCAUCUCCGUGUACCGGGCCAUCGGGGUCGUCCUGCAGACCUGGGUCCUGAACCGGUACCGGAUGGUGCAGCUGGAGAUCAUCGACCAGGUGGUCAUGUCCUAUGGGGGCCUGCGGGGGGCCGUGGCCUACGCCCUGGUGGUCCUUCUGGACGGUCAAAAGGUCAAGGAGAAGAACCUCUUCGUCAGCACCACCAUCAUUGUGGUGUUCUUCACCGUCAUCUUCCAGGGUCUGACCAUCAAGCCCCUCGUGCAGUGGCUGAAGGUGAAGAAGCGCGAGCACCGCGAGCCCAAGCUCAACGAGAAGCUGCACGGCAGGGCUUUCGACCACAUCCUCUCGGCCAUCGAGGACAUUUCGGGGCAGAUCGGACACAAUUACCUCCGAGACAAGUGGUCCAACUUUGAUAGGAAAUUCCUCAGCAAAGUCCUCAUGCGAAAAUCAGCCCAAAAGUCACGAGACCGGAUUCUGAACGUUUUCCAUGAGCUCAACUUGAAGGAUGCGAUUAGCUACGUGGCUGAGGGCGAGCGCCGGGGGUCCCUGGCCUUCAUCCGCUCCCCGAGUACCGACAACAUGGUCAACGUGGACUUCAACACACCGCGGCCCUCAGUGGUGGAGGCCUCUGUCUCCUACCUGCUGAGAGAGAAUAUGAGCGCCGUGUGCCUGGACAUGCAGUCGCUGGAGCAGCGGCGGCGGAGCAUCCGCGACACGGAGGACGUGGUCACGCACCACACGCUGCAGCAGUACCUGUACAAGCCGCGGCAGGAGUACAAACAUCUCUACAGUCGACACAAGCUGACUCCAAAUGAGGAUGAAAAGCAGGACAAGGAGAUCUUCCACAGGACCAUGCGGAAACGCCUGGAGUCCUUCAAGUCAGCCAAGCUGGGGAUAAACCAGACCAAGAAGGCGGCCAAGCUCUACAAGCGGGAGCGGGCCCAGAAGCGGAGAAACAGCAGCAUCCCCAACGGGAAACUGCCCACCGAGAGUCCGGUGCAUAACUUCACCAUCAAGGAGAAAGAUUUGGAACUUUCGGACCCUGAGGAGGCCCACGACUACGGUGCUGAGGACAUGAGUGGGGGGAUCGAAUUCCUCGCUGGCGUCACACAAGACACCGCGACGGACUCGGCAGGUGACACGGGAUCCGACGUGCCGCUGACCGGACGCUCGUCCCCGCGCCAAGGGCCGCCCCCCGCCCUCGUAGGGGCCCCCGCCCGCCCCCUGCGGCCGCGAGCCCCGAGCCCCGGCCCCCGCCCCGCCCGCCGAGCCCGCGCUCGCGGAGCCCGCGCCCGUCGAGGCGUCCGACGCGACCCGGGGGCGGGGCCGGCCUCCGAGCGGCGGGGGCGGCUGCCGGGCGCGCAUGCGCGUUCCGCUGCGGCACGCCGUCGUUGCCACAGCCGGCGCUCGUUCAGGCGGCCCCGCGCGCGCCGCCGCCCUGCACUGCUCAAGCUCGCGUCGCUGCCGCCGUCGUGCCACGCGCCGCCGCACGCGCUGGAGCAGGAGGAGACGCCGCUGUAGGGGCGGCAGUGGGGCGCCAGCGGACCCGGAGACCCCCGGACGGCCUCGCGGGAGACCAGGCCGGCUGGCGGGACCGCGCUCCCGGCUCCCCGGGGAAUCCCCUUCCGCGUCCCGGGCGCUUUGCCACCAGGACUCAGGUCCCAGGGCCCUCCGAGCCGUCCAGGGCCUGGGCGCGGGAGCCGCCGGGGCUGCGCGGACAGGGCCCUGCAGAUGCUACGGCUGCCUCCGGGCCCCCCACCCGGCGUCGCACAGACCGCGAGCGCCCGCAGAAGCGUCCUCGCUCUCCUCCGUUUGCGCUCCUGGAGCACCUGCCCCGCGUCUGCACCGCAGCGCGUGCACCGCGCUCUCAGGGCGGUCUCACCCGGAGGCCAGGUGUCUGGCCCCGACGUUCCACCUGCCACGAGGCCCCUGCAGAUCGUCCGGGCUGGCUGCUGGGCAGGACGUGCCUGCUCCCCAGCAGACGGAAUUGGGGCGGAACAGGGAAGGGUGGGGACGUCUACCCGGAUUAACAAGCAACUUUCGUUUAAAACCAAGAGGCCCGGUUUGUAAUUAGGUCAGGGGGCCGGGGCGCUUCCUCUGGCACCACUGAACCGCAGCACGAGGAGGAUCUGGUGCAGGCGCUGCCCGCGGACGCUGCUGACCUGGGAGCGCCGCGGGGUGGCGAGAGGAUGCGGCCCCCGGGCUGCCGUGGCACGGACCCCUCCCCCGGGUCUCAGGGACAUGGUCCUGAACAGAGCCCGCUCCUUCCCGUGGAGCGAGCCCGCUCUGCCUGGGCCUUUCUGGGGGAGAGCCGUCGGGCAGGCGUGGGCGAGGCCGAGCUGGCGCGGAGCCCUGAAGGGUCCGUCCCCAACUGACCCCCGAGCCACCAGGACGCCGCCUGUUUUUAGUUUGAGGAAGAUAAAAUGAAGGAUUAAAGGGAUGGUGGAUUUAAGGACACUCCAAAGCAAACUAGACUCUCAAGCUCUUUGCUCAGGAAAAUGAAAUUAUUCAUUUGUUUUAUAACCAAUUUUAUUGCGACCGUUUAUUUUCUCGAAGCAGUUAUAGGUAAGAAGGAGUUGUUUGUAUUAAUAUUGCACAUUGAAUCCUUGAUCAAAAACAGUCUACAAUUUUCUGUUCAGAGCGUUAUUAUUGAAAAAUGAAAGUAAAAGGGAAGAGUUACUGGAAUUUGUGUACCAACACAGAACCCUCUUUAUGAUUUCUGGCUGCCGAGAGUCUUUAUCACUGAUUGAAGAGGGUUUGUUCAAGGAA